CUUAAAAAUCUGAUCAAAACAAAAGUAAAAUCAAACAACAAACGAACCCAUCUCAGACUCGGAUAGAGCUUAAAGCUUCUCUCCUCUGCAACUGCAAUGGCACAGUUCACUGCCCAAGGACGCGUCAAGUUGCUCUUCAAUGGUGGUGAUGGAGUCUCAUUUGGGAUGGAACCCAGUGACCCAUUUCACUUUAAGGUCAGAUCAAUCCAACCCCACAAGCGGAGGCUCAAGCUCUCAGGUUCUACUACUCGUCUUUACUCCUCCUCCUCCUCUUCUUCUUUCUUAAAUAAGCCCACAGAUUUCAGUAGCGACGACCAUUUGAAUGCUGGUGAUGAAGUUGCUGGUCGUGGUUAUGCUGAGGACGACGAUGAUCAUGAGUUUGCGAGGGAUGAGUUGUCUUGUUUCAGAGGUCUAGUCUUGGAUAUUUCUUACAGGCCAGUCAAUGUUGUCUGCUGGAAGCGUGCGAUUUGUUUGGAGUUCAUGGAGAAGGCCGAUGUACUAGAAUAUUAUGAUCAGACUGUAAACUCCCCAAGUGGAUCUUUCUACAUACCAGCUGUCUUGAGGGUUCCACAUUUACUACAAGUAGUUAAGCGAAGAAGGAUUAAGAGCAAUCUAAGUCGGAAAAAUAUAUUGUACAGGGACAAUUACACAUGCCAGUACUGUUAUUCUCAAGAGAACUUGACCAUUGAUCAUGUUUUACCAGUUGCACGUGGUGGCGAAUGGGAAUGGGAAAAUUUGGUUACUGCUUGUUCCAAAUGCAACUCUAAGAAAGGACACAAAACAAUGGAAGAAGCAAAUAUGAAGCUGAUCAAAAUCCCCAAGGCCCCAAAAGACUACGACAUACUUGCGAUACCACUUACAAAUGCAGCCAUAAGAAUGCUGAAAAUGAGGCAGGGAACUCCUGAAGAAUGGCGUCAAUAUCUAUCGUAGCCUUCUUCAUCUUCGAGACCUUGCCAUUUACAUUCAUUUGCUCUGUACAUCUUCAGAUAUUUCUCUCAUGGAGAUAAAUAUCUCAGACGAAAGAAAGGCUUAGAAAUUACAUGUAUAGCAACAAGUGCUUAACCACCAAUGCUAAUGUAAGAAUUUAAAACAAUAAUUCGUGUAUAGAAAAGUGCUUAUUUUAUAAAGUAUUUGUCUCUAACUUUAGUAACAGUA
This is a messenger RNA of Humulus lupulus (European hop), 1155 nucleotides long. RefSeq lists its product as uncharacterized. Bases 97 to 930 code for a protein of 277 amino acids. The transcript is spliced from 7 exons. The record is from RefSeq and is a predicted model, not a curated record. NCBI's taxonomy places the organism in Eukaryota, Viridiplantae, Streptophyta, Magnoliopsida, Rosales, Cannabaceae.